CCCUCACUUCCUCUGUGCAGUGCAGGUUUCCAACCACAAGCGCCAAGGCAGAAGGGCAGGCAGCACACAGCCCUUAGCAGCUGGAGCACCAGCCCGACCAUGGUCCCUGAGAUGAGUGAACGCCAAGAGCUCCAUGGCUCUCAGUUUGCCUUCCUCCUGGAAAACUGUAGCUCCUCCUACGACUAUGGAGAAAAUGAGAGUGACGUCUGCUGUGCCUCCCCACCGUGCCCACAGGACUUCAGCCUGAACUUCGACCGGGCCUUCCUGCCAGUCCUCUAUGGCCUCCUCUUUCUGCUGGGGCUGCUGGGCAAUGGCGCGGUGGCGGCUGUGCUGCUGAGCCAACGGGCAGUCCUGAGCAGCACCGACACCUUCCUGCUUCAAUUGGCCGUGGCUGACAUGCUGCUAGUACUGACCCUCCCCCUCUGGGCAGUGGACGCUGCUGUGCAGUGGGUCUUCGGCUCUGGCCUCUGCAAAGUGGCCGGGGCCCUGUUCAACAUCAACUUCUACGCCGGGGCCCUCCUGCUGGCCUGCAUCAGCUUUGACCGCUACCUGAGCAUAGUACAUGCCACCCAGCUCUACCGCCGGGGUCCCCCAGCCCGCGUGGCCCUCACUUGUGUCAUCGUCUGGGGGCUCUGUCUGCUCUUUGCCCUCCCGGACCUGAUCUUCCUGUCGGCCCACCAUGACGAGCGCCUCGGUGCUGUCCACUGCCAGUACAACUUCCCCCAGGUGGGCCGCACAGCUCUGCGCCUCCUGCAGCUGGUGGCUGGUUUUUUGCUGCCCCUGCUGGUCAUGGCCUAUUGCUAUGCCCGCAUCCUGGCCGUGCUGCUGCUCUCCAGGGGCCAGCGGCGGCUGCGAGCCAUGCGGCUGGUGGUGGUGGUGGUGGUGGCCUUCGCCCUCUGCUGGACCCCCUACCACUUAGUGGUACUGGUGGAUACCCUCAUGGACCUGGGGGCCUUGGCCCGCAACUGUGGGCGAGAAAGCCGCGUGGACGUGGCCAAGUCGGUCACCUCUGGCCUGGGCUAUAUGCACUGCUGCCUCAACCCACUGCUCUACGCCUUCGUGGGCGUCAAGUUCCGAGAGCGCAUGUGGCUGCUGCUGCUGCGCCUGGGCUGCCCUGACCAGAGAGGGCACCAGAGGCCGCCGGCCUCUUCCCGCCGGGAUUCAUCCUGGUCUGAGACCACUGAGGCUUCCUACUCGGGCUUGUGAGGCUGGAAUUGGAGGCCCCCCCUCACAGCCACCCAGCCUGACUCACCCCACCUUCCAGGUUCUUCUCUUCCCUCUCUCUCCUGGGCUGUCUCUGAGUACCAUCCCCUCACCCCCAAUCUCCAUAGCUUUGCUUCCCCCAGACACAGCACUCCUGGAACUGACCGGCAGCCCCAGCCCUGCCAGGGCUCCCAGGCAGCUGACCCUCUAGCUCCAGGGACUGCGCCAUUGCUGCUUCUCAAUUGCCAAGCCCCAUCCAGCCUCUGAGGUCCUGAAACCAUCACUCCUACUGUUUUAGGGGCAGCUGCCUUCAGGCUCAUCUUCCUUGGCUGCCAGGAGCCCCGCUUGCCCUUCUAAUCUGGCAACUACCACUUGGUCUUCCUACAUGCAGGUAGUAUGAGGCCAACAGGGCAGGGAAAACUCGUUGCUCAUGGCUGUGGCCCCUGAGAUCUCUGUAUUUGCCCCCUUUUAAUGCUUAUAAGCUGUCUAAAAUCCUGCUGAAGACCUUUCAAUAAACAAGAGAAUCAGGACCAGGAUGUG
Molecule: messenger RNA, 1743 nt
Organism: Choloepus didactylus (southern two-toed sloth)
Lineage: Eukaryota; Metazoa; Chordata; Mammalia; Pilosa; Megalonychidae
Gene: CXCR3
Product: C-X-C motif chemokine receptor 3
Exons: 2
Coding region: 100-1206 (368 amino acids)
Biological process (GO): inflammatory response; chemotaxis; immune response
Cellular component (GO): membrane
Molecular function (GO): C-X-C chemokine receptor activity
Source: RefSeq, a predicted model, not a curated record